AUGGGAUUACUCACAGAAGGAAGCCCACUUUCAUGGGAUGAAACAAAAGCAUUAGCAGAACACGUGCGGCAACACGGCAUCGAGCAAUUUAUUAAUCUUUAUAGAAAACUACGAGACCGCACUGGAGAUGUGUUGAAAUGGGGCGAUGAGGUAGAGUAUAUAAUAGUUAAAUUUGAUGAUGAAAAUCAACGUGCCACUGUUAGCUUAAGAGCAGCAGAACUUCUACCUAUAUUACAAGAGAAAGAACAUGCUGAUCCACAAAACGUGAAAUCAUUGUGGCGUCCUGAAUAUGGCGCUUACAUGCUUGAAGGGACACCAGGAAAACCAUAUGGUGGUUUACUAGCACAUUUUAACAUAGUAGAGGCUAACAUGAAAUAUCGAAGAGCAGAAGCUAGCGCUCUUUUAAAAGAUGGUGAAGUCAUAAUGAGUAUUACAAAUUUUCCUCGACUAGGUUGCCCAGCCUUCACUACUCCUUCGUAUUCUCCAACUCUAGACAGGGGUGUGACAAGAUCGCAUUUUUUUCCCGAUGAAGGGAUUUUUCCAGGUCACCCUCGUUUUAAGACUUUAACGUCUAAUCUACGACAAAGAAGGGGAGAGAAAAUGGCAAUUAAUGUUCCAAUUUAUCGCGACGUGAAUACAAAAAUUCCCGUGGAUGAUUCACAUGAAUUGGAGCCAGGGGCAGCUCAGCCUGACUGCGUGUAUAUGGACGCUAUGGGUCUAGGUAUGGGUUGCUGCUGUCUGCAGUUGACUUUCCAAGCUUGCUGCAUAUCUGAAGCUCGCACACUUUACGAUCAACUAGCACCAUUGUGCCCCAUCAUGCUGGCACUCUCGGCCGCGGCGCCGAUCUUCCGCGGCUUCCUGACUGACGUGGACUGCCGCUGGAACGUGAUCUCCGCGUCGGUGGACUGUCGCACGCGCGAGGAGCGCGGCCUCGUCCCGCUCAAGAACAACAAAUUUCACAUUCCCAAGUCCAGAUAUGACUCCAUCGACUCCUACCUUUCGCCUGAACAUGAAAAGUAUAAUGAUAUUCCUAUAAUACACGACGCGAACAUCUAUCGACGCUUACGCGACGGCGGGAUCGACCAUCCACUGGCGCUGCACGUCGCGCAUCUGUUCAUUCGUGACACGGUUUCCCUAUUCUCAGAGAAAGUGCACCAAGACGACACAAAUGAUACAGAUCACUUUGAGAACAUCCAAUCGACAAACUGGCAGACGAUGCGCUUCAAGCCGCCGCCGCCCAACUCGAGCAUCGGCUGGCGCGUGGAGUUCCGCCCGUGCGAGGCACAGCUCACGGACUUCGAGAACGCCGCUUACGUGUGUUUCGUGGUGCUGCUGACGCGCGUCAUCCUCUCCUACAAGCUCAAUUUCGUGAUACCCAUCAGCAAGGUGGACGAGAACAUGCAGCGCGCGCAGCGGCGCGGCGCGUGCACGCAGCAGCGCUUCUGGUGGCGGCGCGACGUGGGCGCGCCCGGCGACGUGGCGCCGCUCGCGCCCGACGCGCGCGACCAGUACCUCGAGCUGACCGUGCACGAGAUCGUCAGCGGCAAGGAGGGCGUGUUCCCGGGCCUCAUCCCGCUCAUCGAGUCCUACCUGUCCGGCAUGGACGUGGACGCGGACACGCACUGCACCGUGCAGCAGUACCUCAAGCUCAUCCAGCGCCGCGCCGCCGGCGAGAUCGCCACCAUGGCCACCUGGAUGCGCGAGUUCGUCGCCGCCCACCCGGACUACAGGAGAGACUCGGUGGUGACGGAAAGGAUCAACUACGACCUGCUCAAAACCGCGCACGGCAUCCAGACGGGCGCCGUCCCCGCGCCGCGGCUGCUGGGCGGCAGCAGCGUGUCCAAGACCAACGACGACAUUCCCAACGCCUUCCGCAGGAUGAUCAGCAAGGACUGCCCC
This is a messenger RNA of Brenthis ino (lesser marbled fritillary), 1899 nucleotides long. The record is from the annotation of a GenBank genome assembly. Lineage: Eukaryota; Metazoa; Arthropoda; Insecta; Lepidoptera; Nymphalidae.